AUGUCCUUCGCUAGCUGCCAGACUCGCCCGAAGCGCGUGCGAGGCGAACGCCAGCGUCUACAGGACGCGCGAUGGCGGCAAAGUAAGAAACAGGAGCGCCAGCAGCUGGAGGAGACAGCGCAACAACUAGAGACGCAGUUGGAGCAGCUACAGCAGAGUCAAAAUCCUGUGCAUUUUGAUAUUGGCAAAAUGUCGCCCUUGUUGGCUGGAAAGACGGCAACUAGUCCACAACAUAAGAAGAGGAAAAGCUAUUUCCCAUGCACUGCAGUCGGUAAUGGCUGGCAGGCAAAGGCCGAAUCCAUGAAACAGCAGCGAGUCGAAGCUGAGCUGCUCAACACGACCCUCCGAAGGGCACUGGUUAAGGAGCAGAAGGUGGCCAAGUCUUUGAAGGCCAUUAUGAACAAGAGGCCUUACAUACCGCGUUCGAUCAUGUACGAAAUGCGUCGAGCUAGUUGCUCCCAAACAGAGACCAGGACUCAAACCUUCCAGUGCUCGCAAUGCUGUAAUCCGACCACACUACACAUUAACCCCACUGUCGUCCGGCGCGAGAUCGAAGCGACGUUGCAGCGGAUGCACACACAAGCCAACGCCGUUCUCAGCGCUUCUGGAGCGGACAAUUCGCUUUCGUUCAACUUUAAAAUUCAUCUCGACCCGGGUGCUGGGCCUACAACGGAGGUGACGACGACAACCCCAAUGAAUUGUGGAUUGGACCACGCAGUGAAGCUGCUGGGCCCAAAUUGCUGUGUACAGAAGCCUGUCGAUCUUCUUGGAGCACGCUGCGUCCCGCCCCGCCGCCGUGGAAACGAUGCGCACGUGCAGCAAUUCACUGUCGAGCUGGGCGCUCCAUACCAAACGCUGCUGCUAGACGGUUUUGGUUCGACACGGAAAAGUGACGACGGCAAUCAGCGACUGAUUUUGUGGGCUGCUAUCUCUUUUGACAGGUGCGGAGCGCUCUGUUUCCGCGAGUGCACGUGGCUUGCUGUUCGCCGGUCGCCUUCAGAUCCAGUGAACGAGUCUGUGAUCCGGUCUCACUACUCGGUUGCUGCCGAAAAGGCUGCGGGCUGUACUGUCAUCGACGGAGAAAGCAUCGAUAGUGUGCGCGAUCGUGCGUUGUGCGUCUUGGGGAAGCAGAUUAAAGAGCGAUAUUUAGCGAUGCAGCGUGGAGUUCUACUUCAAACUGGGCGGGGAGACCUUGUCAGCUUUGUUGGGGCGUAA
This is a messenger RNA of Phytophthora nicotianae INRA-310, 1215 nucleotides long. RefSeq lists its product as hypothetical. NCBI's taxonomy places the organism in Eukaryota, Oomycota, Peronosporomycetes, Peronosporales, Peronosporaceae. The transcript is spliced from 3 exons. The coding region runs from base 1 to 1215 and encodes 404 amino acids. The record is from RefSeq and is a predicted model, not a curated record.